ACAAUGUGUGUAUUUAGGGUGUGUCGGGUCCUACACUCUGCUGAAUGGAACGUACACGGAACGGUGAGAGUGCUCUAUACUGCAUGGAAGCAGCUCCCAUCAGACCCCAGAAUAAACAACAUCCAUCCAUUCGCUAAUCGACUUCUAUCGGGAUGCAAAGAGACGCUCCAGGAUUUCCUUCACCAUGGACAGCUACCAGGUUCAAACUCCUAUGAGCCAGACAAGACCGUCCACAGCUGGGCUGAUUGAGAUUCAUGUCUAUCUUGUGCCAGAAGAACUCUGGAACCCCAAAUUAAAUAAAGUCACCAUAGAUGUGAUCUGGAGAUUCGUUUCACUUGGAUUCAUAAGGGUUCCCCCUGAUAUGAGGCUGCGGACCCUGCGAGAGAAUCUUGCCGAGUUCUUAGGGGAAGAUGCUGUAACAGAAAAAUUUGUGUUCUUAAAAUGCGUUGGAAGCAGUCUUGCUGUUGUAAAGGGAAGGCAAGAACCAGAACUGAAACUGAAAGCUUUUGCUCCACCUUAUGCCCGUGAACCAGAGUUGUAUCUUCUCCCUGGAGGCAGUAAUGAGGACAGUACAUACGGGUCAACUGUCACCCCUGAUCAGCACCAUUAUCACACUGACUACUCUGCAUCUGAUCACUUUGUCACCACUGUUACUGCCCCCACCUGGGACAAGCCGGAACUGCAGCCAGCUAAUGAGAACACUGUAACAGCAACACAGCCACCCCAGGAAGAUAAUUUUAGAAGGAGCUACAUCUGGAAUAAGAAGGGUCAGGAGAUUGUACCCAUCUCCAAUCAAAUCCAAUACCAUGUUCAAAUUGAAAACGGUGUAUUACCUCCAAUCGACUUAGGAAAAAUCACCAAUGUUCCCAAUAAAAGAUCAGAUGCCAACUACGAUGACACCAAGAAAUCUGUUAGAAACACGACUGGAGAUUCUGGGAUUGAGCAUUCCCUCCUAGGGGUGGAAACCGACCGCUCUCACCGCAAAAGUCAAGAAAGGCAUAUAGCAGGAAGCCCUGCAAAUGGUCAGCCCAGGAAUAAGCAUGACAAGUUUGGUGGUACUUCUUUUAGACCUGUAGCGGAGCCGACACAUUACAAGCCUCCUCCGUCCCCUCCACUUCUGCCAGAUUUCCCAACAAUUGAGCAACUAAAGCCCCAGAUCCCAGCACAUGACGAAACUGUUCUGGAGCAGCUAACCCGGGUAAGAGCAGAGCGGAUCCAGCUAGAGAAAUCACGGGAAGAAAUGAUAAAAAGAACCAAAGCAUUGCUGGAGCAACAAAAGCUCAGACGUCAGCAAGUGCGGGAUUCCUGGAAAAAGAAGUAUUUUGAGACUAAGAAAGUCACAUCUGCCCUGGAGGAGACUUUUAACAAGCUGAAUAAAGAGCUGGAGGCUUACUACCAGAAGCUUCUGGGACAGCUAGCAGCCCGAGACAGUAAGAAGCGUGCCAAGCACCCUACGUUGGCCGCCAAGUCCAAGAACUCUACAAUUAUAAAGAUAACCACUAAACAGCGUGAGCUUGAUGAGCUGAAGCGCAAGCUGGAGAACGCCCGGAUCAAGCUCCUCAUUGAAAUCAAGAUGAGGAAACAGGCAUCGUUGGAUCUGGAUGUGCUAAAAGCUGAAUUAGCCCAGAAGAAAGCCCAAUCUGGAAUAACCAGCCAACCAUUGUACUCAAUAUGAUGUCCCCUCCAUACUGAGUACACGGACAGUGAUAUAAUGAUCUACUCUUCCACUGACUGUACACUUUAUUUUCUGGUACAAUCUUCUUUAUUGUAGUAAGCACAACAACAAAACAGCCGAUCAUCCACGCAGGGGAACAGCACAAAAAAUUUGAUCUGAUUUUUUGGAAAUACAAAACAUCCCCUAAACGACCUAGGGGUACAAGCCGAAAGGCCACAUAUGUCGCCUAGGCCCUGAGGGUCUACUAAGGGAGCCCAUGGUUCAGGUGCACUAGUUUGUAUCUGGAUACCUCCGCCACAGGGGCCAAUAUGGAUAAGUAAAUUUAGGUAGGGUAAAUGCAAUAACUAUGACUUAGUCCACAGAAAUGCCCUAGGUCCUAGAGGAAAAAAAAGGGGGGGGGGGAGAGAAGAGAGGAGGAGUCCUGAUGGCUG
Messenger RNA from Rana temporaria (common frog), 2106 nucleotides. It is a transcript of the gene SPATA1, whose product is annotated as spermatogenesis associated 1. The record is from RefSeq and is a predicted model, not a curated record. NCBI's taxonomy places the organism in Eukaryota, Metazoa, Chordata, Amphibia, Anura, Ranidae. The coding region runs from base 185 to 1675 and encodes 496 amino acids. The transcript has 12 exons.